AUGAAGAAAAUAUUUGUUGUCAUAUUUGUAACAUUUUUAUUAUAUGUUAUGACUGUUCAAAGUCAAGCUACCAAAAAUCCCAAAACAACACCCAAAACAACACCCAAAACAACACCCAAAACAACGCCUAAAACGACACCCAAAACGACACCCAAAACGACACCUAAAACGGAAACACCUAAAGCAGAAACACCUAAAACGGAAAGACCAUUUAUACAUGAAUCGUCAACGCCAAAUACAGGCCCAGGAGUAUUAGAUUUCUAUUAUUUAAAUUGGGAAAAGUCAUAUAAUGCCGGUGAUAGUUUGUCAGUUCAAGUGAUACUCGACCCCGAUUCAACAGCUCCUCCAACAGUAUCACUAUCAUUGUUUGACGAAUUUAAUAAAGUAAAGUUAACCGACAUUUCUACUGAUGUGCCAUUAAAAUCACCAAAAACUGGUGUGCCAUUUUCAGUCUUUGAUUGGCCGAUUCCUAAAACAAUCAACUCGGAUUUUGAUUUCAGAGAUCGUUUUACCGUUGUAAUGUCGUGGAAAGAAGGUGCAGAUGAGUUUAUCAAGGAUAGACGUGUAAAGUUUGUCAAAGUGGUAGCUUCACCUGGCAAUUCACUUUUAGAUAUGGAUGGAUUAAGUUGGCCAAGUAUUGGUACUAAGCAAAGAUUAGAUGAAACAAAUGAUCAAAAAGAUGAACGUAAAAGAAAACUUGCCGAAGCUGUUAAAACAAUCAUAGAAUGCCUCGGUGAAGAUUCUGAACGUGAAGGUUUACUAAAAACUCCUGAUAGAUAUGCUCAAGCAUUAAUGUUCUUUUCAAAAGGAUACGAAGAAAGUAUUGAACAAAUCAUCAAUGAUGCAAUUUUUGAAGAAGAUCAUGAUGAAAUGGUGAUAGUAAAGAAUAUUGAUGUAUUUUCACUAUGUGAACAUCAUUUAGUUCCUUUUACUGGAAAGAUAAGUAUCGGAUAUAUUCCGAAUAGACGUGUUCUUGGUAUAUCAAAAUUAGCAAGAAUAGCAGAAAUGUUUUCAAGAAGACUUCAAGUACAAGAACGUUUAACUAAACAAAUUGCUGUGGCUUUAGAAGAAAUACUUAAACCACAAGGUGUUGCUGUUGUCUUGGAAGCAAAUCAUUUAUGUAUGGCAAUGCGUGGUGUACAGAAACCUGGAAGUACAACUGUAACAAGUGUUAUGUUGGGUGUAUUUAGAGAACAAGCUAAAACAAGAGAAGAAUUUUUGACUUUAAUAAGAACUUAA
Messenger RNA from Entrophospora candida, 1239 nucleotides. Lineage: Eukaryota; Fungi; Glomeromycota; Glomeromycetes; Entrophosporales; Entrophosporaceae. The record is from the annotation of a GenBank genome assembly.